Cercospora beticola is the source of this 1481-nucleotide messenger RNA. RefSeq lists its product as uncharacterized. Gene Ontology annotation, molecular function: acyltransferase activity, transferring groups other than amino-acyl groups. Gene Ontology annotation, biological process: biosynthetic process. The record is from RefSeq and is a predicted model, not a curated record. Lineage: Eukaryota; Fungi; Ascomycota; Dothideomycetes; Mycosphaerellales; Mycosphaerellaceae.
CAGCGGCCAUGAAAAUAUGGCCUGACUAUUUUGUCGGCUGCUAUCAGAUACGACGUGCAUUAUUCUUAUCGCUUGCGUGGCAAGCAUAAACUCUCUUUAUGGAGCGGGGAGACACUCUGCGUAGCAGUCACUCGUUUGAGGAGCAACCAGACUUGUCAAACAAGAUAGCCGACUUGGGAAAGCAGAUGAACAACAUGUCAACCGACAUCUCGACCUAUUCGCUCGGAGAUUUCAAACUCCAGAACGGAGGCGUAAUUCCUGAUGCGAAGAUUGCAUACAAGACCUUUGGCGAGCCCGGAAGCCCGGCCAUCAUCUAUCCCACUUGGUAUUCUGGAGCCAUUGCAGACAACGAAUGGUUGAUCGGCAGCGACAAGACGUUGAACCCAGCGGAAUACUUCAUCAUCAUCGUAGCUUUGUUUGGCAACGGCCAGUCCAGCAGCCCGAGCAAUCGAAAGGACAUUAGACCUUGGCCAGAGGUCACGUUUUAUGACAACGUUCGUGCCCAGCAUGAGUUAGUCACGAAGAAGCUCAAUGUCCGCCAUGCCCGUGCUGUCCUCGGGUGGUCUAUGGGCGCUGGCCAGACAUACCAGUGGGCGACUCAAUUCCCCGACUUCAUGGACCUGAUCGUGCCGUUCUGUGGAUCUGCGAAGACAUCGCUGCACAACCAGUCGAUGCUCGAGGGCGUCAAGGUAGCUGUGCUGGGAGGCAAAGGUAUCGCUUCGGGAGGUGUCUGCAAGGGCGAGGCAACCAUCAAUCAGUAUCGGGCCUGGAGCGACCAUGAGCGCAUCGUAAGUCUGAAAGCACUCGGAAGGGUGUACUCCGGCUGGGGUUUCAGUCAGGCAUUUUACCGCGCAAAGCUGUUCGAGAGCGCGCUAGGAUUCAAGGACAUCGAAGACUUCAUGGUCAACUUCUGGGAAGAAUGGGCCUUAUCCAAAGAUCCUGACAAUAUGGUGGCCAUGCUUUACACGUGGCAGGCUGGAGACUGCUCCAAGCAGGACCCUUACAAUGGCGAUUUCGACGCAGCUAUGAAAGGUAUUAAGGCGAAGGCUCUUGUGCUGCCAGGCAGGACUGAUCUUUACUUCCCUCCCGAGGACAGUGAAGAUGAAGUCGCCCGUAUGAGAACCGGCGUCGGAAAGUGCGUCCCAUUCGAAAGCAUUUGGGGCCAUUGGGCUGGCGGACCUGGGCAGUCAGUUGAGGACGUGAAGUGGCUAGAUCAGCAGCUGCGCGAGUUCUUUGCCUCGAAUUGAGCUUCGAACGCGUCGAUGGGCAAGUGCAUCUCGCGAAUGACAGCACAUAUUACCAUCUGGUCUUCCUGCAUUUUCCGCGGUCUCGCUAGCGACGUGAGCUCAUUUCGGACGUGAAUAACGUUGUCGAGCAGCGCGUCACGCGUCUCAGUGAGCGCGGGUGCAUGUUUCCGUGUCGUGCGCCGUGUCAUGUCCAUAUGCCGCAUGAUCUUGUGCGAGUCGUGUUUUGUCGGAUAG